GAUCAUGCAUAAGACAUAAACAAAUACCCACAAAGUGGAGCGGAGCGGAGAAGAAAACAUUUUUCAUUAACAUAUGGAGAUUCUCCCAACAUUUCUUUACAUCAUCCUCUUCCUCUCCACUCUCUUAUUCAACUUCUUUCCAAAAAAAGUGAAGAGAAAACUCAAACGCAGGGCCAAACUUCCUCCAGGAUCAAUGGGUUGGCCUUAUCUAGGAGAGACUCUUCAACUCUAUUCCCAGAAUCCAACCAAUUUCUUUAUUGCAAAGGAGAAAAGAUAUGGGGAAAUAUUCAAAAGUCACGUACUAGGCUGUCCUGCCAUCAUGUUAGCUACUCCAGAUGCAAUAUGGUUUGUUCUUGUGAGCCAUGCUCAUCUCUUCAAACCAACAUACCCCAAGAGUAAAGAGCGGUUAAUAGGUCCAUCAGCACUUUUCUUUCACACAGGAGAUUAUCAUACUCGUAUAAGAAAGAUUGUUCAUGGCACCUUAUCACCUGAAGCUAUUAAGAAAUUACUUCAUCAUAUUGAAGCUACAGCAAUGUCUUCCUUGAAUUCAUGGGCAACCGGCGGCCAACUUAUCAACACCUUUCAGGAGAUGAAAAAGUUCUCUUUCGAAGUGGGUGUUCUUGCAAUCUUUGGCCACCUGGAUGAAAAAUACAAGGAAAAUCUAAAAGAAAACUACUUCAUUGUUGACAAGGGAUACAAUUCUUUCCCUUCAAACUUACCUGGAACCCCAUAUCGAAAAGCAGUCUCAGCAAGGAGACAGCUUGAUCGAGUAUUAAGUGAGAUGAUCAAUGAUAGGAAACAGAAAAGAAUACUAGAGAAUGAUCUAUUGGGUCACCUAUUGAACUUCAAGGAUGAAAAGGGACAGACUUUAACAGAAAAACAAAUUGCAGACAACAUCAUUGGGAUUCUGUUUGCAGCACAAGAUACAACAGCUAGUGCACUAACAUGGAUUCUCAAGUAUCUGCAUGAUGACCAGAACCUCCUAGAAGCUGUUAAGGAAGAACAAAAGACAUUGUAUGAAACAAAUGCCAGAGGAAACCAACAUUUGACAUGGGAUCGGAUUAAAAAAAUGACAUUAACGUAUAGAGUUAUACUCGAGAGCUUGAGAAUGUCGAGCAUAAUCUCUUUCACAUUUCGGGAAGCAACAGAAGAUGUAGAAUAUAAAGGUUAUCUCAUUCCAAAAGGUUGGAAAGUGAUGCCAUUAUUCAGGAACAUUCACCACAACCCAAAAUUCUUUGCUGAUCCACAAAAUUUCAGUCCAUCCAGGUUUGAGGCUGCUCCAAAACCGAACACCUUCAUGCCAUUUGGAAAUGGUGUGCAUGCUUGUCCAGGGAAUGAGUUAGCCAAACUGGAGAUGCUUAUUUUAAUCCAUCAUCUGAUUACCAAGUAUAGGUGGGAAGUGCCCGGUUCUCAGAAUGGAAUCGAAUAUGGCCCAUUCCCGAUUCCUGAACAUGGACUGCCAGCCAGGUUUUGGAAGGAUUCCAACAUUAUGCAAAAUACUAAACAAAUUGAGGAUGUUCAACAUCAAUCAUGAGAAAACUUAUUUGCUACAUCAUCUCGCUGUUAAAGUAAUCCAAAUGUCUACAUAAGCCUUAAAACCAAAUUAGGCCUAGUUACUCUAUCUACUAUUUCAGAGAUGGAGCAUUCAAAAUUGAUGGUUUUAACAAUUUGAAAUCAUUUUCAGUUGAUUUAAUACCUGGGAAUGCCAUCAUAUAUUUUUUUGUCAUGAAGGCAUUCAGCACAUUCUCCUUUCUCAAUCACAAUUAUUAGAAUUUAGAGAGGAGAGGAAUACUGUAUUGAAUGUCAUAUUGUGAAGUAAUAAUAAUAGUACAGUAAUGAUAUUAUUUUCAUA
Messenger RNA from Impatiens glandulifera, 1852 nucleotides. Its product is annotated as abscisic acid 8'-hydroxylase 4. Gene Ontology annotation, molecular function: iron ion binding; (+)-abscisic acid 8'-hydroxylase activity; heme binding. Gene Ontology annotation, biological process: sterol metabolic process. NCBI's taxonomy places the organism in Eukaryota, Viridiplantae, Streptophyta, Magnoliopsida, Ericales, Balsaminaceae. The record is from RefSeq and is a predicted model, not a curated record. The transcript has 9 exons. The coding region runs from base 74 to 1534 and encodes 486 amino acids.